CGUGAGUCACAGGAGCUUGUGCGAGACACCAGCUCUCUCCCUGCUCCAGCUCCCUCCCUCCCUCCCUGCUCCAGCUCCCGCUCCUUUUCUGUGCCUGUCCUGCUCAGGGCCUCUGACAUUGCUGUGCUGUCCAAGCUCAGAGAUGAGGCAGCUGCAGGGAAGGGGCUGACGCAUGCACUGCAUCCAUCAAGACUCAAUUCCAGCUUCCACCAUGGCCUUCCAGCCUCAGCCCCUGCACCCUCCAUUUCCCUGCACCCCCUCCAAUGGCAGUAGGGAUGAUGGGGCUGGGCAGCUGUCUGGUGGCCCUGAGUCAGGUGACACUCGCCCAAAACCUCCGGUCAGGCCUAAACCCCGCAUGCUGCCCAAGCCAGCUGUGCCAGUGAAGCCCUGUACCCCAUUGCUGUCCCUUGGGGUGCGAAACACCCGUACCGAGCUGCCUUCUGCUGAGAAGAUCAACCGCUUGGCAGGUCCUAAGCCAUACAGUGCUGGGUUCAGCAGUGUUGUUAAGCGCCCCGCUUUCAGCCUCAAGAGCUCCAUGGGAGAGGCCACCAAUGGGAAAAGGGGUUCUUCUCCCACACCUGGUGCCGGGGUUCUGGCUUCAGCAGUGCUCACAGCUGAAGAUUUGCCUUGCGUACCAAGGGAGGAAGGAAGGUCUUCUCCCGUGAUGCCGCAGGCUGUGGGACUCCUGGGGACCCGCAAAAUGACCUCUCCCUUCAAGGUGAAACCAGUGCCAGUGGCAACCAAGCCAGAGCGCUUCCCUGGCACCACAGUGGAGGAGAUCCUAGCCAAGAUGGACCAACCUCGUAAGGAGGGGCCGCUCAGCCCUGACAGGGCUUGGGCCCUGCGUUCUUUCAGCUCUGACAGUGGCUCCUACUUCACACCUAAGGGCUUCACUGCCUUUUGGAGACGUGCCAGCAGUGAGGAGGUGGGCGAGAGUGACACCACCUUCAUUUUUGAAGCUUCCAGGGACUUCCUGCCUCCUGAAGCUCUGGAGAGCAAAGAGCCUCCCAGGAAUGAGUUGGGCUCCCUUCCCUCUUCCUCCUGCCCAUGCCCAAGUUCUAAUGGACAGCACUUGCUCGAGCCCCCAGGUGGAGCAGCAGAGAGCGACUCUGACACCGUGCCUACGACAAGAGCCUCCCCAGCCAGCACCAGCUGUGAUGGAGAUUCAUCGGGACACAGAAGGCUGCUGUCCACCCCUGGUGUCUCCCUUCUGCAGAUCUGCUCAGUCCCUGCUGCUGCUGUUGAGCUCCCUGACCAAACAGCCCCUGGCUCUCCUAGUGUUUCUGCCAACCCCUUUCAGGCCCCAGGGCCCCCCUAUAUCUCUCAUGAACUCCUGGCCCAAGCACUGGGCUUCCCUGAUGCCCUUGCUGAACUCCCAUCCCCAGGUGUGCCUGGCAUCCCUGCCAGUGUCACUCCUGGGUCCCCUGGCACCCCUUCUGAGCUUCAGGUGAAGAUUUCUGUUAGUCUUGCCCAGGCCCCAGGUGCCCCUGAUGCUGCAGCUGAGACCUGUCCUGGGGUAUCCCAUUUACUAGGGUCACCUGAGGGUCCUGGUGAGACAUCUCCAGGCAGCAACAGUCCCCCAGCACCAGGAACCCCCGACACCCCCUCUGAACUCCUCCCCAAGGUCACCUCCUCUCCAGGGUCCCCUGAAGCUCCUUUCCAGUCUCUAACCACCUCCAGUCUAGCUCAGGAGCUCCCCAGAGUCUCCCAGUCCCCAGGAUCCCCAGAGGCACCCACCCAGUCCCCAGGGUCCCCUGAUAGCUUGCCAUAUCCUGAACGCAGCUCCCCUCCACUCUCUGGGGACACCAAGCCAUACACAGGCCCUGUGGAGUUGUCCCUGCCUGAUGGUGAGAGGAGGGUCCAGCCCCUGCAGUUGGGGCUCCGGCGCUCCUCGGAAGGGAUAGUGCAGCCGUCUGCCAAGGGGCUGGGCAUGGAAGAACUGGGAGGCUCAUUGGCUGCCUUGUCCCAGGGAAGGGGUCCUCCCUCAGAGCAGUCCUUGGGAGGCAAGUCAAAUUGGAGCCUGUCGCAGUCAUUUGAGUGGGCCUUCCCCUCCCGGGCUCCUGAGUUGGGGGUGAGGAAAAUGGAGUCAUCUCCCAGGUCCCCCAUCAAAGAGGCCAGUGAUUCCAGCAUCUCUGAGGGAGGGGAAUUGGAUGGGGAAGGUUUGGUCCAUCCUGGUACAGCCCCAAGCCCUGAAGGGUCUGGCAUGGGAGCAGAAGAAUUGAGGCAAGGAGACCCCAGCACUGAACUGGGGAGUGAGAGAGGAGAUCAGCCUGAUGCUGGUAGACAUACUGGGAGCACAGAGGCCCCCAGUGAGGUGGGAGAGUUCAAGGCAGAGGAGUCUGGGAGCAGGGAAAUGGUAGCUGGGAAAGCAGGGGAGGCAGAGGCCACGUGUCCUGGUGGCCCCACAGCACAAAGGGAGCUAGCUGUAGCUGUAGCUGAGCCGAAGGGCCCUGGGGCAGAGGGGGACACUCUUCAGGAGGAGCAGGGCACACUGUCGGUCCAUUCUGCUCUUCAUCUGACAGAGCCACUCCAAGCUCUAGAGCAGGCUGAGCCCUCUACACAGCCCUGUGUCCUCUUCUCUGAUACUGCUCACCUGGACAAGGCUGCCUUUUCCUGGGAGGAUGACUCAACACUGGGCCUAGCCCAAGCAGGGCCUGCCCUUGAGAGCAUGGAGGGUGCAAGGCUGGAGCCAGGAGAGGGAGAUGCCGACCUGCUGGGGGGUUCUGAGUCCCACUCUGAUCCGUGCUGGCUGGAGGAGCUGCUGGCGUCACCCCCACCCAGUGCUGAUGACACUAAGAGGAAGGUGGUGCCCACACCUGGAGACUCUGAGGGGUCUGAGGGUCUCCUUGGCUGGUCGCGGAAGGACCUGCACAGUGAGUUUGGCAUUGGAGAGGCCCGCCAGGUCAGUGACUUCGACUGGGCCAGUGAGCCUGGCUCUGGGAAGAGAGACUGGCCCAGUGGGUAUGGAGCAAGCGAGACUGAACAGGAUCGGGCUUUUGGCACCAGUAAACGCGACUGGGCCAGUGCAUACAGCAUUAGUGAAGCUGAUCGGCAGGAUGGGGUGUUUGGUGUCAACAGGAAGGAGUGGGCCAGUGAGUACAAAGGGACAGAGGUAAUGGGGGAUUCCAGCACUGGGCACAGAGACUGGCCUGACACUUAUGGCCUUGGGGAUGGCCAGCAUCAGGAUGGAGACUUGAGCACUUCCAAGCCAGACUGGACCAGUCAGUACAGCAUUGGCAGCACUGACAGCCAGAGUAUGGAAUUUGGCACCGGGAAGCCAGACUGGACCAGCAGCUAUGGUAUUGCAAGUGGUAACCAGCAAGACGAGGAGUUCAGUUCUGGUAAGCCAAGUUGGACCAGUGAGUAUGGUGUGCAUGAUAUCGGCCAGCAGGACAAGGACUUUGAUGUUGGGAAGUCAGGCUGGACCAGUGAGUAUGCCAUGGGUGACACCAGCCAGCAGGACAAGGAGUUCAGUCCCAGCAAGCCAGCAUGGACCAGUGAGUACAGUGAGAGUGAUGCCAGCCAGCAGGACAAGGAGUUCAGUCCCAGCAAGCCAAGUUGGACUAGUGAGUACGGUGUGGGUGACAGCAGCCAGCAGGGCAAGGAGUUCAGUCCCAGCAAGCCAAGUUGGACUAGUGAGUAUGGUGCGGGUGACACCAGUCAGCAGGACAAGGAGUUCAGUCCCAGCAAGUCAAGUUGGACUAGUGAGUAUGGUGUGGGUGACACCAGCCAGCAGGACAAGGACUUUGGUGUUGGGAAGUCUGGUUGGAAUGGUGACUACGGUGUGGGCAACACUGAACAAAAGGAGAGGGAGUUUUGUACUGGAAAUCAGGAUUGGGCCAGCGAAUAUGGCCUUAGCUGUACAGACCAGGAGAGUGCCUUUUGCAGUGGAAGCAAAGACCAGUCUAGCAUUGGGGAUUCUUGUUGCCUAGGUCGAGAGCCCAGUGCUGAGAAAUCUGGUUGGAGUGGCUCUAAUCUCCAGGAGAACAAGUCUGCCACUAGUAGCAGAGACUGGGCUGUUGAAUUCAGUGUUGGAGGGGCUGAGCACCAGAACCAGUUUGGCAUCAUAGGGACGGACAGGGACAGCAGCAUUGGUUUAAGCACUUUGAAUCCAUCCAGCUCAGCUGGGACUGUUGGUCCAGCAGAGCUCAGAGACAGCCAGUCUGAUUGGGUUGGUGAAGAGGGGAUUGCAGGCCCAGCGAUGUCCCAAGAGACUGGAACAGGCCAGUCUGACUGGGCCCAGGAUCUUGGCCUUAGACGCCUGGAUAUUUCCAGCAGCUGGGGAGCUGUGGGUUCUGAUGACUGCACAGAGGGUGAAGUGGGACGGACAGACUGGGUCCAGGACCUUGGCACGAGCAGCCAGAAUCCCUCUGAUGGCCAGAGGCCUGAAGGCUUUGAUAUGUGCAGAGAGGAGCAGCUGGACUGGGCCCAGGACUUGAGCCCUAUAUUUGGCAUAGGGAACACAGUUACUUUCAGCAGCUCACAGGCCAAGGGCCUGGACAACACCAGUGAGCCUGGAGCGGAACGAACAGAUGAGGCUGGUGACAGUGGGAGCGAUGUCAUGGAGCAAAGCCCUGACCUCAGCCUGCACAUUGAGGAGCCGAGCAUAGAAGAUGGUGGAGACUCGGAGGAUGGGGAAUGCUGCUGCUGCUGCGAGGCAUCUGUGGGGAAGUUCUUCCCUGGGCCUUCUGCUGCGGAUGUGGAGGACCAUCUUGUGCUCACUCAGUCACGAGGACCUGUAGGCUCACGACUUUCUGGCCCCAGCUUGCUGCUGGAGGAAAUACUGGCCAACGGCUCUGUCCAGGCGGCCCAGCAGGAGAGACCUGCCUCACCACAGACCAGCCACAUGGGAGAGGAGCGGGGCCUGAGCAACACUGCCAAUGACCAGGCAUUGGAGGUUGAUGGCCCUGACCAGGCUGCUGGGCCCCCCCAGCCUGAUGAUGCUGAUGGGAGCUGCCUACCAAAGCAAGUGAAGAGGCUGAGCCAGCCAGAGUGCAGGGGGAGCCCAACCGAGAGGCGUCAGCCUUCCCAGGGUCUGCUCCCAGCACAGGACUUCUCUUUUCUGGAGGAUGCAGAAGUUCUCGACAGCACUGUGUCCCGAAGCAAAGCCAACCUGGGUCGCAAGCGAGGGCACCGGGCGCCCGCCAUCCGCCCUGGGGCUACGCUGGGGCUGUCAGAGAUGGAGGGGGACAGCUGGAUGUUCCAGGACUCCACAGAGCCUAGAACAACAUGUAUGGCCUCCUCAGAUGAGGAGGCAGCAGAGGAGCCAAAGAGCAGGCGCGCACGGCCAUCACCAGCCUCUAAGGGGGCGAAGGUGUCUCUGUUCCCAGGCCUGAAUCCAUCGGCCAUCAAGGCCAAACUGAGGGGCCGGAACCGCUCUGCCGAGGAGGGGGCCCAGCCAGGGGAGGGCAAGCCAGCUUCAUCCAAGGAGCUCCACAUGCAGCGCUCCAAGUCCUGCAAGGUCCCUGGCCUGGCUGGGAAGCCCCCUGCACUACCCCCCAAGCCAGAGAAAUCCUCAGGGUCUGAAACCUCCUCGCCCCACUGGCUGCAAGCGCUAAGGCUGAAAAAGAAAAAAUCCUGAAACAGAACAUGCAAGCGUCUUUUGUCUGCUGCUGGGGCUUGGACAGCUCACGCACCAAAGAGGCUCAUGUGGGCAUGGGGAAUGGGACAGCACAACCUUCGCAGCCCCCCUCCCCCCGCCAUCCAUGUGCUGUUGAGAUGCACAGUGAGGGCUGGGGCAGGGCAGGCACACCUAUGCACUUUGUAUCACACUUGAGAGCUGCUGGGUCCCUUUGCUGCCUCCCGCAAGCCGGCCGCUUCCUCUCGCUGCCCUUUCCUACCACCGGCCUCUUGUUAUAAAGCAUCUGGUUUUUGUAAUCAGUGAAGGGGCCCAGCCCUGUCCCUUCUGGCCCGCUUUCCCACUGAGUUGGGGCAGGGUGGGACCUGGGGUUGGAGCUUGUACUCUCUUCCUCUCUGCUGCCCUAUUACAUAUUUCACACACAGAGCAAUGAAUUAUGUUGGUGCCACUUGAUGAGACAAUAAAAUCUUUCUGAUAACGGAAA
Molecule: messenger RNA, 6062 nt
Organism: Alligator mississippiensis (American alligator)
Lineage: Eukaryota; Metazoa; Chordata; Crocodylia; Alligatoridae
Gene: CNOT12
Product: tankyrase 1 binding protein 1
Exons: 13
Coding region: 173-5581 (1802 amino acids)
Biological process (GO): cellular response to ionizing radiation; double-strand break repair
Cellular component (GO): nucleus; heterochromatin
Source: RefSeq, a predicted model, not a curated record